Aspergillus homomorphus CBS 101889 is the source of this 1641-nucleotide messenger RNA. Its product is annotated as Zn(II)2Cys6 transcription factor. The record is from RefSeq and is a predicted model, not a curated record. Gene Ontology annotation, cellular component: nucleus. Lineage: Eukaryota; Fungi; Ascomycota; Eurotiomycetes; Eurotiales; Aspergillaceae. Bases 1 to 1641 code for a protein of 546 amino acids. Gene Ontology annotation, biological process: positive regulation of transcription by RNA polymerase II. Gene Ontology annotation, molecular function: transcription cis-regulatory region binding; zinc ion binding; DNA-binding transcription factor activity, RNA polymerase II-specific. The transcript is spliced from 2 exons.
AUGGCCGGAUCUACCAAGGCAUCGUUCCAGAGCAAGCGUAGCAUCGCCACCCGGUCCCAAAACGGAUGCUCCAAUUGUCGCCGCAGCAAAAAGAAAUGCGACGAGAAACAGCCAACAUGCACCCGCUGUUAUCAGAAGGACCUUGAAUGCACUCGAGACGCAUUCACUCUGAAGUGGGAGUCCGACUUCCAUGCUCGAGGACUCGCGUUUGGUCGUGCCGGGGUCUGGCGAAAAGAUGCCUCGAAAAAGCAGAAUGCAGAGAAUGGAAACCAUGAUACUACCAGACCGGCCAGUCUGGCCAUCCCGACCAUCAGCCACUGGAGCUUCCUCAAUACAGAUAGCUCAAGCUUGCAAGAUAUGAUGAGCCAACAUCCUUCCACGUCGAAGAUCAUCCUCAUGCCGGCCAGGAACGUGAAUGGCCCUCCCCACGCAUUCGAACGGCUACCAAGUAUCAGUCCAGCGCUCUCCGUUUCACCCACGGUGAGUAAUCUUGGACAGAGCUUCUUGUUUGACUACUACCUUCACCGGAUUUGUCCGCGGACUACGCCAAGCCCGGUCUCCCAGUCUCCCUUUGCAUCGGUGAUUCUGCCGUACUGUCUCACGGCUUCCCCCGUGGUAAUUAAGGCCCUCAUGGCCUUGGCGGCUUGUCACUGGGGUCAGCAAGACGUCCGCUAUGCCAUCCACGCCCUAAAGCUCAAAUCCCAGGUGGUCGCUGAGUUCCGACGCCGCAUCUCGAGCGACCGAGCCUUUCUUGUGUCUCCGGACCCCGAAGUUCUGGUUCUUAUCAUGCUUCUCUGUCUGUACGAAAUCGUCGAUCAUUGCGACCGACGAUGGAUCGUGCACCUCCAAGGCGCAAAGGACAUCAUUCGACUCCGGCGCCAGCACCAGUUGUCCGACACGCUGUUGGACCACAGAGACUCUGAUCCGGUAUCGGAGUUUGUUGAGCUGUUCUUCGCUUUUCAGGACGUGAUGGGCCGGACGGCCUGCGCGAAGGCGGACUUAUUCGGACCGAGCUACUGGCGUGCGGACGAUGCGACGAUCAAUGACUGGAUGGGCUGUAGUCCGGGCUUGGUGUCCAUUCUAUUUGCGAUCAUGGACCUGAGUCGUAGUCGACGAGAUAUGGUAUCGGCGUCGGAUGAGUUGACCUUUCGCGCCCGGGCCUCGAAUCUACAACGUCGGCUUGAGGCAUUGGUCCAGCAACCUGCGGGUGGUCGAGGAGAUGAGACUCUGUGCACGUGCGCCUUGCACGGUGCAAGACCGUCCGAGCCCGCAAUUAAAGCCACGGUCGAGAGGAUUCUCGAAGCGCUGUGGAGUCUCGUCGCGAAGGGCAGUGUCAGCCACGCCAUGUGGCCGCUCUUCGUGGCUGCUGUAGAGCUGGAUCCACUCGAUGAUGCGGUGCUUCGCGAUCCCAACACCGGCAUAGAAACCCAUGGGAGAAGACUUGUCCUGCAGUUAUUGUCGGAAAUGGCCAAGACCAGUGUCUCCAGUGUUUCCCGGACGCGUGCAGUCAUCGAGGGGGUCUGGCAGCGGCGGGACUUUCACCUGCAUAAUGCGCAAGACGGCAAGACUGGUCGCUUCUCUGACUUGAAUGACUGGGAGCGAUAUGUUGUGCCGGGAAGUGAUGCACUGAGUUUGGUGUGA